UUGUUGCUUCACGUCAACCUUGCUCUGCAGGUCGUCUCGUUAAAAGCGGUCAAUAGUGCUAGUCUUCGUCAUCAUCUACACUACGCGUGCCAUCCGUCGACCUGCUUGACGACUUUUCUCUAUCUCCGAGGAACAGUCUCGGCUUGCACUUGUCCUUAGUUCUAGUUUACAAUGAAUGCGCCUAAUCGGUUCGAAGCAUUCGUCUUGGACGAGGGCGAGAAGCCAGUCGAAGUCAUAGAGGACACAAAAAUCCCUAAUGCCGCCACCAUCAAAGUGGUUAAGCAGGACCACACGCUGGGAAACCUGAUCCGCGCGGAGCUGCUGAACAUGCCUCAGGUGCUCUUCGCGGGUUACAAAGUCCCACAUCCUCUACAGCCGUAUUUCCUGAUCAAGAUCCAAACUGACGGCUCGAUGACGCCAACCGCCGCACUCGAGGCGGCUUGCAACAAGCUCAUCGUCUUGGUCACCGGCCUCGAGAGUAAAUUCAAACGCGAGUUCUCCUUCAAGGACGCGGAGAGUGGCGUACAAGAAGACGCGUACGGUACAGCCGUCCCUCCCUCGAGUCGCUGGCCCGGAGGGGGCGACAGAGAUUACCUGGACUUUUGAGUGGACCAUUGGACGUUCUUUCGUAGUGUACUAUAGCGGAUGAUCCGGGUGUAUUUCUACGGCGUCUGUGGCAGAGGACGCUUUGUAUUCCUUCGUGCAAGAGGUAGCCAAUCAGCUUCGCGGCGCAAAUAUCUCAUGACUGCACGGCCUUAUGGCAAUGGCCAAUGGCUGGUGUCGACGGACGCAGUGAUCAAGCUAGAACAUGAUACGGGCGGCGGGCCCUCGCCGCAUGCAUCUCAGGAGAUGGAGGCAGAAGGGGGUGGAAGUAG
Molecule: messenger RNA, 875 nt
Organism: Rhodofomes roseus
Lineage: Eukaryota; Fungi; Basidiomycota; Agaricomycetes; Polyporales; Fomitopsidaceae
Product: DNA-directed RNA polymerase
Exons: 4
Coding region: 172-606 (144 amino acids)
Biological process (GO): transcription by RNA polymerase II
Cellular component (GO): RNA polymerase II, core complex
Molecular function (GO): protein dimerization activity
Source: RefSeq, a predicted model, not a curated record